CUUUAAAACAUUCCAUGUUAGAGCCAUUUCUGAAUUCUUUCCUCCUGCUCUGUAUUUUUCUGCGGCUGCUGCUACUGGUAUCUUCAUAGUUUCAUAUUUUGGGGCAACUCAACCAUCAUGUCAUCUUUAAAGAAACGAAUAAUCAUUGGCACUAUCACCUCAGCUGUGAUUGUUACCAUAUUAACAGCUAACCCAUCCUUCCGUGUACCGCCAAUAAUCUCUAUCCUCGUCGGCACAACUGCAGCAAGUACCAUAAUAAUAGUUAUCAGUUGGGUUCUUAUUAAAAAAUAUAAGCACCAAAGGAGAAAUAAUCCUGCACAAGUUGCAGAUGAAGGAGAUAGUGCAAUAAACACACAGUUUGUAACAUAUAGGGUGGAUAGAUUUCUGAAUGAUAUUGAAAAAGAGAAGCCAAUCAGGUUCAGCUCAAAACAUCUCAUGCUUGCAACUAACAACUACAACAACAUUCUGGGAUCAGGAGGAUUUGGAGCAGUUUAUAAAGGAGCUCUUAAUGAUGGAACCAUUGUGGCAGUGAAAGUUCUGCAUGCCAUUUCAAACAAGAGAAUAGAGGAACAGUUCAUGGCAGAAGUGGGUACAAUUGGAAGAGUUCAUCAUUUCAAUCUAGUUCGUCUCUUUGGAUUUUGCUUUGAAAAGAAUAUGAGGGCUCUGGUUUAUGAGUACAUGAGUAAUGGCUCUCUUGACAAGUAUUUGCUUGGCGAAAAAAGUCUCUUGGCAUUUGAAAAGCUCCAUGAGAUUGCAGUUGGAACAGCUAAAGGUAUUGCUUACUUGCAUGAAGAAUGCCAACAAAGAAUCAUCCAUUAUGACAUAAAGCCAGAAAACAUCCUAUUAGAUCAAAAUUUCUGUCCUAAGGUUGCUGAUUUUGGUUUAGCCAAGCUUUAUAACAGGGAAAAAUCUCACAUUACAGUGACAGGAUUGAGAGGGACACCUGGUUAUGCUGCACCAGAGCUUUGGAUGCCAUUUCCUAUAACCCACAAAUGCGAUAUUUAUAGUUUUGGAAUGCUGUUAUUUGAAAUCAUAAGUAGGAGAAGGAAUGUUGAUAAGAAAGUCACAGAGAGUGAACAAUGGUUUCCAAAACUAGUUUGGAUAAACUUUGAGUGUGGGAAACUAAAAGAGUUGAUAGCAUUAUGUGGGAUAGAGGAGAAGGAUAAGGAGAUGGCAGAAAGAAUGAUUAAGAUAGCUCUUUGGUGUGUUCAGUAUAAAUCUGAUUUAAGACCCAUGAUGAGUGAUGUGGUGAAAAUGUUGGAGGGUUUGAUAGAUAUUCCUGAAUGCCCUUCAAACCCUUUUCAACACUUAAUGGAUGAUUCAGUUGAUUCAAGCUGGUCUCUUGAAGUAACAAAGUCUCAAAUUGAUGGUACAGCCCCUAUCAUGAGAAAGUGUGAGAUCGAAAUAAACGCUUUAGAUGGAAAUACAUCUUCCCUUUAUUCGGAUUCUUCCCAUGGUUAAGAGUAUAUUAGUUGUUGAAAAUCUUAUUCUACAAUAACUAAUUUGAUCAUGUUGGAUGUAUAAUAUUUUAAAGUUGUUUUGCUGUUGAACUACAAUAAAA
Prosopis cineraria is the source of this 1561-nucleotide messenger RNA. RefSeq names its product G-type lectin S-receptor-like serine/threonine-protein kinase At5g24080. Gene Ontology annotation, biological process: protein phosphorylation. The record is from RefSeq and is a predicted model, not a curated record. Gene Ontology annotation, molecular function: ATP binding; protein kinase activity. NCBI's taxonomy places the organism in Eukaryota, Viridiplantae, Streptophyta, Magnoliopsida, Fabales, Fabaceae. The transcript has 4 exons. The coding region runs from base 118 to 1461 and encodes 447 amino acids.